CCGGGAUUGGGCAGCAAGCCGGAACUUCUGGUGUUCCUUACUUCCGUUUCCUGUUCCUGGCUGGCGCCUGAUCGGGCGUGUGCUGGUGAGCAGGGGCGGAGGAAAGUGACUUUUGGCUCCGGCCCCGCAGUUGCUGCUGCUUCCUGUGCCCGGUACAAUGUUUCUGCCUCCUUUGCUGCUGCUACUAAGCACUGCCACAGCUGCUGUUGAAGUCAAAAGGCCUCGGGGUGUCUCCCUUACUAAUCAUCAUUUCUAUGACAAAACUAAGCCUUUCACUUGCCUGGAUGGGUCCUCCACUAUCCCUUUUGAUCAAGUAAAUGAUGACUACUGUGAUUGUCAAGAUGGCUCAGAUGAACCAGGGACUGCUGCCUGCCCAGAAGGACGCUUCCACUGUACCAAUGCUGGCUAUAAGCCCCAUUAUAUUCCCUCCAGUCGUGUCAAUGAUGGCAUCUGUGAUUGCUGCGAUGCCACAGAUGAGUAUAACAGCGGCAUCGUCUGUGAGAACACAUGCAGGGAAAUGGGCCGGAAGGAGAAGGAGACUCUGGAACAGAUGGCAGAAGUUGCCCGUGAAGGCUUCCGGCUCAAGAAGAUCUUGAUUGAAGAAGGGAAGAGGGGCCAGGAGGAGAAGCGGAGCAAGCUUCUUGGUUUACAAGAGUCGAAGAAGGCCCUUGAGGAGCAAGUAGCAAUGCUGAGAGCAGUGAAGGAGGAGGCUGAGAAGCCUGAGAAGGAAUUCAAGGAACGGCACCAGAAGCUGUGGGAAGAGCAGCAGGCAGCAGCCAGGGCUGCCCGGGACCAGGAACAGGCUGCCAGUGCUUUCCAGGAGCUGGAUGACAACACCGAUGGAGUGAUUUCAGUGGCUGAACUCCAGACUCAUCCCGAACUGGACCCAGAUGGUGACGGGGCUUUGUCAGAGGCCGAAGCCCAGGCUCUGCUGGGAGAGGCCUUGCAGGUGGAUGCCAUCAGCUUUCAAGAAGGCCUGUGGGCGGCCAUCAAGGAUAAGUACAGGCAGGAGUCCCUGCCCACUGUGCCACCUCUGGCUGAGGCCCCGGCAGAGGAGAUACUAGAGGUCCCAGAAGAGCCUUCCCCAGUAGAGGAUGAAGAUGAAAGUCCUGGAUUGGAUGAAGAAACAGAGGAGGAUGAAGAGGAUGAAGAAGAGGAGAGCCCUGAAGAGGAUAAGGAGCCCUUGCCCCCACAGUCAGUCAAGGUGGAUGAGGAGGUGAAGGACAAGAUGCCCCCGUAUGAUGAGAGAACCCAGGCCUACAUUGACGCGGCCCAGGAAGCUCGGGACCAUUUUGAAGAAGCAGAAAAGUCAUUGACAGAGAUGGAAGAGUCCAUCAGGAACCUAGAACAAGAGAUGGCAUUGGACUUGGGUCCCAGCGGGGAGUUUUCUUACCUGUUUGGACAGUGCUAUGAGCUGUCCACCAAUGAGUAUAUUUAUAGACUGUGUCCCUUCAACCGAGUCACCCAGAAACCUAACCAUGGUGGUUCUGAGACCAACUUGGGCACAUGGGGGUCCUGGGAUGCAUCAGAGGAGGAGAAAUUCCGAAUCAUGCAUUAUGAGCAUGGGACAGGUUGCUGGCAAGGCCCCAACCGCUCUACCAAGGUGAAGCUGGUAUGUGGGAAGGAAACUGUAAUCACAAGUGCCACAGAGCCAAGCCGAUGCGAAUAUCUGAUGGAGCUGGUGACCCCAGCGGCCUGCCAGGAGCCGCCUCCAGAGACUCCUGGGGAUCCUGACCAUGAUGAGCUCUAAGCCUCCUAGAAUCUCAGGGGAAAAGUGGAUACCUCCAGCACUUGCACACACAUUUCCCUCCUAAUGUGCCCCAGGCUAUGUGCUCUUGUCCACCAUGGCUCCUUGGGGUCCAGUGCAAAGGGCUCUGGCCCUGAAUCUCCCUCCUUAGAAGGUUCAUUGUCUUGAUGAAGAGAGUCUCUGUGUGUGCAUCCCCUUAAAGGCCACGAGGCUGCUUUGGAUCAGAGAGUCCUGCCCCAUUCCCUCUGGUCCAGCUGCUUAAGUGACUGGGACACUUCGCCUACCAGAUCCCCCUUCCAGAUCGGCAGCUCCACCCAUUGAUGGGUGACUUGAUACCCUCUCACCCUGGCCUUGCUCCCGGCCUAGGCGGUACUGCUGGCCAUGUAGCCAAAUGAGCAAGACCUGUGUGGGUGGGAGAGUCUAACCUUACUGUGACCUUGACACAAUAAACUCAGAUCCUUCCCCACAGCUGGAAGUUGACUCCUUAUUCUCACUGCUGGAGAACGAGGGGCUGGGGCAGAGAGGGGAGAGGGGUCCUGGGCCCCCCCAUUGCAGACAGAAGUUGCCCUGCUAGGCAGCAGUGAAUUGUGGCCUAAAUUCAGAUCCUGCCUUAGACUUGGCAAAUCACUUUUAGGCUUUCUUAGUCCUGAUUUCCUCCUCUGUAAAAUGGGGAUAGUAGUAACAGGACCUUUAUAAUAUGCUUUGUUGCAACCUUGCUAUAGAAAUGCUGGCUGUUAUUUCAAUCCCCUCAACCGUCUUCCCCCAGAGUCUCACUGCCAUCCGCCCACCACUGAGAAUGGCGUCCCCUCACACCCCGGGCAGGAGAGAGUGCAAAUAUUCUAUCCCCCAUUCCAGGUUUGAAGAAAUGCAGUGUGUCUUGUUCACAAACAGCCUGAGUGUCUGAGGUGGGAUUGGGACUUUGAUCCCCUUCUAAUGAAGCGCAUUAACCUCAAAAUGUAGAAAAAGGCAAGUUCUUAAAUGUGCGCACGCACACACACACACACAACAUAUAUGCUCAAUCUCAUGCAUACAAAUGGAAGCAGACUGAUAGCUUGCUCUCACGUAGAUUCAAGUACUAAUACUGCCAUGUUCAAUCUUUUCACAUGCGUGCAUUUACACACAGACACACACACAAAUACCCCAAACCCAUAAGAUUCUGAACUUUUAUUUUCUGGCAUGAAAAGUACAAAUAAUCCAACGAUUCCAUGUAAAAGUCUGUUACAGCGUCAGGCCUGUAAUCCCAUAAUAAAUAGUCUAAACUCAA
This is a messenger RNA of Antechinus flavipes (yellow-footed antechinus), 3011 nucleotides long. RefSeq names its product protein kinase C substrate 80K-H (gene PRKCSH). Bases 158 to 1750 code for a protein of 530 amino acids. The record is from RefSeq and is a predicted model, not a curated record. The transcript has 18 exons. Gene Ontology annotation, molecular function: protein binding; calcium ion binding. NCBI's taxonomy places the organism in Eukaryota, Metazoa, Chordata, Mammalia, Dasyuromorphia, Dasyuridae. Gene Ontology annotation, cellular component: glucosidase II complex. Gene Ontology annotation, biological process: liver development; N-glycan processing.